AUGAGCUAUGCAGAUCUUCAACAAAAGGAUUUAGAGUUCACAGUGGGUGACUAUGUGUUCUUGAAAGUCUCCCCAAUGAAAGGAGUCACGAGGUUCAGGAAGAAAAGCAAGCUGGCACUUAGAUACAUAGGACCUUUUGAGGUCAUUGAUAGAGUUAGGGCAAUUGCCUAUCGAUUGGAGUUACUAACAAGCCUUUCUCAUGUUCACCUAGUAUUCCACAUCUCCAUGCUGAGGAAGUAUGUUCCUGAUCCUUCACAUGUGCUGCAACCAAAUAUAGUAGAGUUGAAUGAGAACCUGACCUUUAAGGAGCAGCCUAUAGCCAUAGUGGACUAUCAGAUGAGGCAGCUAACGUUAAAGCAGAUCCCUAUGGUUAAGGUCAGGAAAAUGUAUAGAGGUAGAAGAGCUAUCACAGCACCAGAAAGGGAAGUGCCAGAUGAAGUAUCAGCACAAGAUGAGGUGCCUGCCCUAAGGAGACAAGGCAGGAGACAAGGCAGGAGACCUAGAGCUGCUCAAAUAGAAGAGUAG
Molecule: messenger RNA, 525 nt
Organism: Hevea brasiliensis (rubber tree)
Lineage: Eukaryota; Viridiplantae; Streptophyta; Magnoliopsida; Malpighiales; Euphorbiaceae
Exons: 3
Coding region: 1-525 (174 amino acids)
Source: RefSeq, a predicted model, not a curated record